AUGGCAACAGUUGAGAUGGCCGCUGCACCGGUAGCGCCUGCUUCUGCUGUGAAUAACAUGGUCGAUGAAAAAGGAGUUGUACCUUGUGCAGUCGAGAUUGCGAACCCUGAAGGUCGCCCAGCAUGCUUCAAAUCGACAAUACAGGAAGUGUUGUUUGUUUUGACAGCGACGAUGGCCAUCGCGAUGGGCGCUUUCCUCAGUGGCGCCGUUUCCGUCAUUUCAGCUUCUGUUGGAGCAGAUCUGGGUAUGACUACAGCAGAGAUCACCUGGAUGAGCUCGGCCAAUACGUUGGCUGGUGGUGCAUUCUUGCUACUAUUCGGCAAAUUGGCUGAUUGCUUCGGACGCAAGUCAAUGUUCGUCGGCUCACUGUUUAUCUUCGCUGUCUUCUCGCUCGCUGCUGGAUUCUCAAAGACACCUAUUGUAUUGGACGUGCUGAACGGCAUGAUGGGACUAACGACGGCCGCUUCUGUGCCUCCCGCUCAGGGUCUUCUUGGAACCAUCUAUGAAAAGCCAUCGAAACGGAAGAAUGCGGCAUUCGCUUGUUUCUCCGCCGGUAACCCGCUUGGUUUCGUCAUUGGCACAAUCUUCUCUGGAAUCGCUAGCGACCUCUUCAACUGGAGGGCCAGUUUCUUUCUCUUGGCUAUCAUUUAUCUCGUUUUCAGUAUUCUGGCUAUGUUCACGGUACCAAAGGACACGACACCCAAGGAGCCUUUUACUUGGGAAACCUUCAAGAAGCUUGAUCCCAUUGGAGUCGUGCUCACCAUUGCUGGAGUAGGCAUGUUCUGUGCAGCACUUUCAUCAGGCGAUACAGCACCUCAAGGCUGGAGAACAAGCUACAUCAUCGCCAUGUUGAUCGUCGGCGCUCUCCUCAUCGUUGCUUUCGUUUUCUGGGAGAACUACUACCCUCACCCCUUGGUCCCCAUGUCCAUCUGGUUCGACAAGAACUUUUCACUUCUCAUGAUCGUCUUACUCCUCGGCAUGAUGUCCUUUAACGUGGCCGAAUUCUUCCUCGCCCUAUACUUCCAAGAAGUCUGGAAAUGGUCACCUCUUACCACUGCGGUGCAUUUACUUCCCAUGGCCAUCAUGGGAAUCAUCGUCAAUAUCAUCGCAGCAGUAAUCAUGCACAGAAUCAGCAAUAAAACCCUCAUGCUCACUGGCUGUUUCGGCUACUUGCUAGCCUUCUCCCUCAUCGCCGUAAACACAGUCCAUUCUUCCUACUGGGCCUUUUGCUUCCCAUCCUUCCUCCUCGCAGUCGUUGGCGCUGACUUGGAGUUCAACGUCGCGAAUCUUUACGUUGCUUCUUCUAUGCCUGUGCAUCAACAAUCCAUCGCUGGCUCUAUUGUCCAAACUAUUACGAAGCUUUGUCAGUCUGUGGGGUUUGGCAUUGGCACGGCGGUGUUUAAUGCUGUAGGGAGAAGUGCGAAAGAGGGAGGGUAUUGGGAUGUGGAGACUAAACCUUAUUCUGCAGUUUUCUGGUUCGCUACUGCAGCAUCGGGGUUGUCUAUUGUUUUUGCGGUGUUUUUGACUAUUGGGACACAAGGAGGGAAAGAAAAGGAGGUUGAUGACGAUGGAGAUGGGGAUGGGAGUGGGGGAAGUCGGAAAAUAGAUGGUGGAUUAGAAUGA
Molecule: messenger RNA, 1623 nt
Organism: Aureobasidium subglaciale EXF-2481
Lineage: Eukaryota; Fungi; Ascomycota; Dothideomycetes; Dothideales; Saccotheciaceae
Exons: 1
Coding region: 1-1623 (540 amino acids)
Biological process (GO): transmembrane transport
Cellular component (GO): membrane
Molecular function (GO): transmembrane transporter activity
Source: RefSeq, a predicted model, not a curated record